AAGUACCCAGUCAAGCGUUCCUGUUAACGGACACGGACUUGUUUACUAUAAAAUGUGUAUGGAGUAGAUAUGGCUCACAAAUAUAAGCUUACAUAUUUAGGUGUAAGGGGGAGAGGCGAGUCUACUAUGAUGCUGCUAGCAGCACAUGGCGAGGAGUACGAAGACUACAGAGUUGACCUGGACAAAGCACAAGAAGAAACAAGGAAAUCCCCACAAGGAACUUUACCGUAUUUGACAAUUGAUGGGAACACAACAGUGGCACAAUGGAUGGCAAUAAAUAGAUACUUUGCAAGAGAAUUCUCUAUGUAUGGGCAAACCAACUUAGAGGCUUUAUUUAUUGACGAGAUAGUGGAUACAUGUGUUACAUUGCUUGAGCAGGCAGAAAAGGCGUCCGCCAUUAGAGAUGAGAAUAAGAAGAAAGAGGCAGUGAAAACCUUUACUCAUGAGAUAGCACAUAAGUAUCUAAGAUUUCUAGAAUCUUCAAUAGUAUCACGAGUAGGGGAAAAAGAGACUGGAUUCGCCGUUGGGUCAAAACUCUCCCUUGCCGAUAUAAUGAUAUUUAAUGUAAUAGAGACCGGGCGCCUUGAAGGAGAAUUAGUGGAGUAUCCCAGAGUGACGGUCAGCAGAGAAAAGGUGUUAGAAAAUGAACGGAUUGCAAUGUGGCUGAAAAUAAGACCAUAGUUGGGUGUGGACAAUAACUAGUCAUUCCAAUGAAUCCUAUGUACAAUUACAGCAAUAUUUAAACUUUUCACAUUUCAAAUACUAUAAAAAGAAAAAGUUUCUCUACUAAAUGUUGUCUGUCAACGAAUGUCCCCACCUGGGAAAGACAGAACAACUAUUUUCCAGUGGAGCUCUAGACAUGUGUUGUAUUUACCUCCCAGGCGUCCUAUCUAGACCGAAACUGCUGGAAACAGUGCUAGUUUCAGUUACCUCCAUUACUGAAUAGUACCCUGGAUAUUAAUCACGACCAUUACGUCACUAACUGUAUAUGAAAAAUCUGAAAGUGGAAGUUCUUACAUAUCAGUUACAGGAACAGACCAGAUUUGAAUAACUUGAUUCUUCGUAUAGAUAUAUUGCUUAUAUUAAGUUUUUUAUAGGCUGGUCAUUUUAAAUUCUGGGGCUGAACUAAUUCCAACAUAAACUUUCUGGUGUGGAAUAAGUAGUAUGUAAGGAAAUGAAACAUAGAAAAAAAGUCCUCAAAAAUAUCAAAGCACAUUUUUUAGAUAUUGCAUCUGUAAUUCUGAAGUAACGUCUACAUCUAAUUCUCUCCGCCCACAGGCGCGGGGUAUUUGUGAUGGCCUUUUGUGAGUGCUGUGUAUGUUGUAAAUCGCUGCAAACUACUUAAUCUAUGAUUGACACGUUGCUCUAGGUCAACCAUUUAAUGCUUGACAACCGAUCGGUUUGUAAAAUUUCAAAUUUUUAUUUUUAAUGUCUGAUCUGGCCCAUAAUAAUAGCUCGGAUUUAACAACACAAACGAGAAAAUUAUGUUUCACUAGAAAAAAAACAAGCAGGAAAGAAAUCAAAGAGCAGAAAAAAAAGCAAUUUGUGUCGGACAUCACGUGGAAAAUUCCUUUCGUUUUCAGUUUGAUGAAUGCGCCAGAAAGAAGGUUUCCUUUUUCGUGUGUAAUAAUUUUAUUUUUAUCUUAUUUUAAAUAUUGAUUUAUUAUAUUGUAGGCAUUGAUAUUUGCCACAUUUAUUUCAUAUGAUAGGGGUAUAUGCCUUUUAUUCCAACCGAAAUUCCGGAUACUGCUUUGUACAUGCAUGUAAAGUUAAUUUAUGAUAAUUUUUAAACCCACUUUAUUAUGUUACUUUUAUUGGUAUCUAUAUAUGUAUAUAAGUAAGUUUUAUACUACUACUUCUGUAUAAACAUUUGUUAAGGAUUGUUGUAUGCUGUGUAUCGUGUUGUUAAAAUGUCGUUGUUUCUAUGUAUUAAGUUUGCAACUCCCUCUGCAAUUUCUUAAAGGUACAAGGCUCCGUCAUCUUAAUGUCUUGAACAAACAUCCGUAAAAAGUGUCUUAUAUUUUUAGUUUUAUACUUUGAUUAUUUUAUUCUUAAGUUUAGUAUUUAUGUGUUUAAUAUUUGAUAAGCAUAACUAUAGUCAUUUUUUUUACAAAUGCCACCUAAUAAUGAGGCAAAAACUGGCGUUUGACCCAAGGUGACUUGCAUUUUAAUGUAUCCUUGCUCUAUUAUCUCAGUGUAGGUUUCGUACAGGCUGACCUUUAGCAAUAUCAUAACAAUGGUCUUUCUUGAGAGGCGACUGAUUGAACAACAUUGAAUGUUUGUCCUUCCAAAAUACCAGCUGAUCAGUACAUUACUGUAUAUAGUGGUAACUAUGUUUCUAGUAGUGAACUGUCUAGUCAGUAUUCAUUGCUGUGUAUUCAUAAGCUGUUCUAGGAGGUUAAGAAAACAACAACAAUACCCUCUUAGUAAAUACACCAACGUAAUCGUCAACAUAUAACACUUGGUUUAUAAUUUUCUUGUUCCUUUUAAACUGUAAGUUUCACGUCUCUGGGCGGGAUAAAAUGAUGUUUGUUGUGUUUCAUUCAUUGUACAUCUUAGUCCUUCCUCAUCAUUAACUUUAAAGUAUCAUAUCAGAAUAAUUAUCAGAAUAAUGGUCUUGAUAACAUCUGAGCUAAGUUUGAAACUCAGUCAUUUCGGAUGAACAACUACGUAAGUCUGAAUUUAAGCACUACCUUGUGUAUGCAAUACAUUUCAUUCUAUAUACCGAAACUUAGAUGUCGAUUUCGCAUAUAUGGGUCAUAAUCAAUAAUUAGGUCACUAAAUACAACAAUAAAAUCCUGCUCACACUACAAAGGCAAUGUUUUUCUCCAACAUUCAUGAAACCCAUUCAGACUGUCUGUUUGCCUAGGGUCUACAACAAAGACACCAUUAUCGUUAUAUCAUCUCCUGUUCUAUCAGUACUAUGUACACUGCUUUGUUUAGCGCGGAGUUUCCUUUUGCUGCAUCUUGCAGCAACUUUCUACUUGUACAUAUUGUGGCUGUUACUGUGGAUCAUAUGAGUCACGUCAUGAGAAAACCAACAUAGUGGCUAUGCGACCAGCAUGGAUCCAGACCAGCCUGCGCAUCCACGCAGUCUGGUCAGGAUCCAUGCUGUUCGCUUUCAAAGCCUAUUGGAAUUUGAGAAACUGUUAGCGAACAGCAUGGAUCCUGACCAGACUGCGCGGAUGCGCAGGCUGGUCUGAAUCCAUGCUGGUCGCAAAGCCACUAUGUUGAUUUUCUCAUGACGUGGCUCAUAUGCUCUAUUGUUCUACUACUGGUAUACUACAGCAAAAAUGCGUUCUUUUAGUAUCAAUCAAAAAGAUAUAUUAAGAUCUCUAGCACUUACUGGUAGCCUACCUUUAGUAUUUUACCAUCUUGGUCAUAAAACGUUGGUGUGUAAAGUAUUCAGAACAGAGUUUCUAACCAAAUUUAUACAUACAUAUUUCUAAAACAGACUUGUCGGCAUUGGAGUUAAAAGGUUUAAACACCAAACAUGUGAAUCUCAAUGUCAGAAACAAAACAUUCAUAGGGGAUUCGUGAAACAAAAAUGUAUUCACAAUGUUACUGCAGAUGGGUGGGUACUUGAUAAUAUCAAUAUUUGCUCGAAAUUCAUAAACAGUUACGAUAAUUAAUUAUGCUUCAUGAACUGCUUUAUUAUGUCAUGCAUGCAUGUGAAUAAAGAAAUGAUACUAAUAUUUUGUUUAACCUUUACCCUGCCAAAUUUCUAAAAUGGACUUGUCCAUCAUUAAAUUUUGGCAAAACCAUUUAUUAUUUGAAGGGUUUUUUGCUGAAUAUUUACUGACUGAAUAGCGAACAGUGCAGACCAUGAUCUGCACUGGUCGCAAAGGCAAAAAUAUUCGCCGCCAGCAGGCUAAACGUUAAUUGAUUUUAUUGUCUAUAAAUUUGCAAUAUUUUGUGAAAUUAAAAUCUGAAGGAAGCUGCCCUUAAAUAUUACCUAAUUUUCAGAGUUAGAGGUGUUAGUGACAGAUGCAGACAAAGAUUGGAGAUUUUUUUUAUUUUAAAAUAUAUAGAUAUAUAGCUCUUAUUAGAGUUAAUGUAUGAUAAAAAGAAAAGAAAAUAUAGCGUUCACCAACGCUGUCCCUCUUUCGGAAAAUAGCUUUAGUGUUGAAAAGCUAUAAAAUCUUAAUGAAAACGGUUAAAGUAGUGAUAUGAUGAAGUGUAUUAUGAAUGAUAUCGGAAUAUCUCAAAUAUUUGAAUCAGAAACAAUUACUGACCUCAAGCAAAAAAUUUAAUACGAGACAAUUAUGCGGAAAAAUGGUUAUAGGGAAUUCAAAACGUCCGGAUGCUACGGAUUUACAGAACAUUCAAACACAAGAUCAGAUGUGAAGACUAUCUAAGUAUUAACUUUAAAAAGUACGAACGUUCGAUGCUGUGUCAAUUUCGAUGUGGUAUAUUGCCUAUACGUACAGAGACUGGUUGAUAUGUUGGUGAAACGCCAGAACAGACUUUGUAGGUUUUGCACACAAAAUGUACUGGAAAGCACAACGCACUUUUUGCUAGACUGUGACUUUUUUGUGAUAUAAGAAACUCUAUUUAUGGAGAUAUUUUAACCAGUAAUGAUUUCCGUUAUCUCUCGAUAAUAGAAAAAAAAUUGUAUAUUGGAGCACAUGUAAUUAAAAACAAUAAGAAUUCCAGUACAUUCAAAAUAGAUAAUUGAAGACAGUGAUCAAGGGGAAAUAAGCAAGUUUGCUGCAUUCUUAUUUCAAAUUUAUUAAUCUCCCAUUUCACUAGUACAAAAGCUAAUGUCCCUACUUGAUAGCUGAAACAGCUUACAUGAUACAGUUUUCUACAUUGCUACAGUGGCCUGCAGUGGCUUACUGUAGUGUUCUGUAUGACUACAGUGACAUGCAAUGACUCACACUAUUCUAAAAGGGCUACAGUGUUCACUACAGUUUUCUGUAUAACUGCAAUUGCCUGCAAUGUUCGAAAAACGACGUGUGUCAGCGGGACAGUGGUGAUAAAAGUAUGUCAACUGGACGGCCUGGAAUAUAACGUGUGUUAGCUGGAUGGUGAAAUCAAACACGUGUCACCUGGACGGUAGGAAUAGAAGAGGGAUAACCAGCUGUGAUAUAUUACGUGCCAGCCGAAGAGAUAUAUAGAUAAAUAGAUUUAAAUAGAUUUAUUUCGGCAAAGGAUAUCAUUUACAUGAUUAACAAACACAAUAAGCAUCAUUAAAUAUUAUAUUAUGCAAAAGAAAACCAUGGCAUACUCCGAAUACCAUUGAUAACACAAUAAAGAUCAAACUCUUA
Molecule: messenger RNA, 5270 nt
Organism: Mercenaria mercenaria
Lineage: Eukaryota; Metazoa; Mollusca; Bivalvia; Venerida; Veneridae
Product: S-crystallin SL11-like
Exons: 5
Coding region: 70-681 (203 amino acids)
Biological process (GO): glutathione metabolic process
Molecular function (GO): glutathione transferase activity
Source: RefSeq, a predicted model, not a curated record